Messenger RNA from Penicillium soppii, 2109 nucleotides. RefSeq lists its product as uncharacterized. Gene Ontology annotation, cellular component: chromatin. Gene Ontology annotation, biological process: regulation of transcription by RNA polymerase II; DNA-templated transcription. Gene Ontology annotation, molecular function: zinc ion binding; RNA polymerase II cis-regulatory region sequence-specific DNA binding; DNA-binding transcription factor activity, RNA polymerase II-specific. The transcript has a single exon. NCBI's taxonomy places the organism in Eukaryota, Fungi, Ascomycota, Eurotiomycetes, Eurotiales, Aspergillaceae. The coding region runs from base 1 to 2109 and encodes 702 amino acids. The record is from RefSeq and is a predicted model, not a curated record.
AUGUCUGUUUCGCAGGUGAAAACGAUGCCGCCGUACCAGCCAUUCCAAUGUCUGGUCUGCCAAAGUCGGUUUACUCGCCAUGAAAACCUCAAGCGACAUUCAGCUCUACAUUCCCGCUCUCAGGCUGAGGCGUCGCUCCCCUGUGACUUUUGCCACGCAACAUUUUCCCGCCCAGACUUGCGCAGUAGACAUAUGAAAAGAAAACAUCCAGAACAGGAGCAGCGACGAGUGCCAAAGAGGACGCAGCGUCAAUCGGCAUCCAGGCAAGACAGGGCGCACUCUUCUGUAUCACCGACGGCCGUCUCACCUACUGGAAGUCAGGGAGCCAUGAGCUCCCCGGGGUCUACACAUUCGAGUCCUGGACAGGAAAUGGGAAUUGAGGGGGCGACAUGGAAUCCGGCGAUGCGGUAUCAGCAACAGUUCGAGCCUGGUCAACUGGUGGAAACCACUAAUCUUGCGACUAGGGCAUCUGUGAGUACUGGGGUUGCGAAGACUCAGCUUACGACAAAUACACUCCAUCAACAGACCUCGCUGGCUGAGACUAGCUUCAUCGAUCAGAUUGUGCAAGAUGCUGCAGAUUUGGAACGUAGCUUGCUUAUGGAAACCUCUUUCCUGAAGUCUACCGAUCAGCUUGAACCCCGGAUACACCCGAUGAACAACCAAAACGAUCCGCUUGACACAAGUAUGGAUGAAUUUAACUUCAACCAACCUAUUUUUGAUCGACUCUCGCCAAAUGACAUACCUCAGCUCCAGGACGAUUGGUCCCCGACUGCCCUUCAAAUAUCACGGGGCUGCGAUCUCUUUUUCACUCGAGUCUCACACUUCUUACCUUUUCUCCAUUCCCCAACAUUUGACCCGACACAGUCUCCUCCACAUUUAGUCUUGAGUAUGCUCUCCCUUGCCUAUCAACAUGGCGAGGAUCCAGAAUGUGGCAACCAAGAAGGCUCAGGCGAAAGCUUUUCCAUACGUUGUUUUCAUCGAGCUCGGGCUCUUCUUGCUUCCGAUGAAGAAAGACCAAAUGCCACAACAAUGAUUACAACGCUAGUUCAGUCAUAUUUGCUUCUCCAGAUAUGUGCCAUGAUGUAUCUUUGCGGCGACAACUCAGCUUCAGGUCUCAAGAUGCAUUCCCAUAUGAUUUCCCUUGCCCGGGCCGGGCGAAUGACACAGCCACUACCAGUUGAAUCUGGUGCGACUGCAGACUUGGAGUCACUAUGGCGAGAAUUCGUCAAAGCGGAGUCACACAAGCGAACACUCUUUGCAGUCCACCAGAUUGAUGCAUUGUGGUACCAAUUCCUCUCUAUCCCCCGCUCCAUCUCACACCUCGAAAUCAAACAUGAUCUGCCCUGCCCGCAAGAUCAGUGGGCAUCUUCAUCAUCUGCUGAAUGGGCCCAUCGACAACUAGUGGCCAGGAAUUCCGGUCCUUCUGUCAAAUACACUGAUGCAGUUCGACGUUUCAUCUCCUCUGAUGCCGAUAUCGCUUCUAUCUCGGCAUUCGACCCAUAUGGUGCAAUUAAUAUCGCCCAAUUCUUGAUUUCCAGCGCCCGGGAGAUCUCAGGCUGGUCUACCAUGACCGGAAUCCUGAGCAUGGAGAGGUUUGGGGCGCUCAGAUCCUCCCUAGUCGUACUGGGCCCUUUCAUCUGUCCUGAGACACAUACCUCACAGACACAGCACGCAAUAUUCUGUGCUGCAACCUGGGAAACCGCCAUGAUAGAGCUGCAAAUGUGGUCACCUUCCCAUACCGGUGGCAUCGUGGAAAGCAGCAUAGAUGCUGUCUUGAGCCAGUCAACAUACCUAGGUACAUCGCGAUUUCUGUGCGAUGCAGACACUGCGAAAGCAAUUUUGCCACAUGUCAACUGGUUUUUGCGAUAUCUUGAUGAAACAUUGGUCCCAGACUCUGAGGCACCCUGGGUUGCCUUGUACGCAUACAAAGCUUUUUUGAUUGCCUGGCAACUACUAAGCGGUGGGGUGUCUGGUGCGAUGGAGGCUGUGGGCAUUCGUGAUGGGGAUCUAGAGGGUGCUAUGCUGUGGGCGAGGAAUGUGUUUCAACGGAGACAGAAAUGGCAACUUGGGAAAUUGAUAUUGUCAUGUCUGGAUGAGCUGUGUAAAUGA